CUCAGAUUUUGGCGCUGUGCAAGGUCCAGAAGCCGUUCACUCAAAAAUGAAGCCCCGUACAUCCCAAGAAAGUUUCGGAAAAUGGGAUAGCAUUAUGCGAGAACGACCGAGUCGUAGGGAUUACAAACUUCGACGGUCACGUAGGAGCUCGUCGAACAGAUCCAAAUCCGUGUCGAGCAAGAGAAGCUCCAGGGCCUCCUUGAAAAGGAAAAGCAAGAAGAAAGACGGAAAAUCCAAAUCGAUUGCUAGCAAGAGAAGCACUCGAUCCCAUCAAGAAAAGAGUAACCAGGAGAAGAGCAGAAGCUCAUCGAAAAAAGCCGUGAAGUCCCGUAAAUCGAGAAGACCCUGGCGCAUGUUUUGUAAAACUGCUAAGUCGGAAAGCUCGAAGAAGUCCAUGUCUAGCAGAAACACAACUCCUCCAGCAAGUCCUGCCAAGCUGACCCCCACCUCACAAAGAUCCCUUCCAGCAGGACGGUCUUCCAUAUCAGGGUCCACAAAGCGCAAUCAUGCGAAAUCAAAGCAAAGGAAAAUACAAGGUCCACAAAGCGGAAGUGUAAGCGCAAGGGAAAAAGGUGAGCCGAAAGCUGCAUG
Molecule: messenger RNA, 591 nt
Organism: Ostertagia ostertagi
Lineage: Eukaryota; Metazoa; Nematoda; Chromadorea; Rhabditida; Trichostrongylidae
Source: the annotation of a GenBank genome assembly